UCUUGGAGAACAUCACAAUCUCAGGCUCGCCUAUUCUAUUGCCAUUUUAUUUGAUUAUUGUCAUCUUGACUCACCAGAUGCAAUUAGCUGUACUGCUAGUUAUUAUCAAAGGAAUCGUUAUCACAUUGGUAGCGUAAUUGUAUCCGAUGAAGCACAUACACGUGAGGGAAACUGACAAUUGAUCGAACCAUAGGCGCGCACCUCUCCAACUUCCAGAGAAACCAACCCGUGAACAAUGAGCAACAGCAUGCGUUACUUGUGCGACAAGGGUGAAUGGGGUCGAUAAAACAAAUAAUAUUUUGAGAAACGACAAACAGUGCAGGGAAAUAAGAUAACGUUGAGUGUUUGUGAAGCCUGUAAGAACUAUGAGUGGAGAGGUGACGAGAAGGAUUCGAAAAAAACAUGGAUUAAAAAACUUCAAGCCGAGAUGGAGUGGGCAACCUCAAGGCGCUGCCAAUGGGAAAGAGGAAGACGCCCUGUCAUGUGACCUCAGCACUGUCCAGCCCAGCGAGGAUGAGGAGGUUGAGAGAGGUGCCCUGAAGAGGCUCAGCACCAUGUGGUCUUCAUUCCGGGGCAAAUUCAACCGAGAUCGGGUGAUGAAGGAGCCAUGCUUUCAGGAGUCUAUGGAGCCAACUCCUGUGGACACCACAGCCAGGGAGCAGCGCUACAUGAGCGGGCAGUACUUCUUUGAGUACCUGGUGGUGGUCAGCCUCAAGAAGUCUAAAGAGGGUGCCUACGAGCCGCAGAUCACCUACCAGUUCCCCAAGAGGGAUGGGAUGGUGAGAUUCCAAAGAGAGGAGGAGGAAAAGACCCUGAAGGCCAUCACACUCUUCUGUUUCCCUGAGGGGAUCAACUGGGCCCCCCUAACAGAGUACCACAGUGAGACAUUCUCCUUUGUCUUGACUGAGAUCGAUGGCAGCAGAAGGAACGGAUACUGCAGAAGGCUACUACCCCACGGCAAUGGAGCGCGCCCACCCGAGGCCUUCUGCAUCAUUAGCAGGCUGGCUUGUUUCGGACUCUUCUCCAAGAUCUUUGACGAGGUGGAGAAGCGACACCAGAUCUCAAUGGCAAUGAUUUACCCAUUCAUGCAGAGCCUGAGGGAGGCCGCGUUCCCUGCCCCAGGCAACACUGUCAAGAUCAAGAGCUUCAUCCCCGACAAGGGCACCGAGAUCAUCAGUCUGACGCGGCCGUUGGACUCGUGGCUGGAGCACGUGGACUUCCGCACGCUCUUCCGUUGCUUGACCGACGAGGAGGUGGUGCUGGUGUUCGCUGCCGCCGUUAUGGAGCGACGCAUCGUCUUCAUAGCCGUGGAGCUCAGCACCCUGUCCCAGGUGAUCCACGCUGUGGCCGCCCUCCUCUAUCCAUUCACCUGGCAACACACCUUCAUCUCCAUAGUUCCUGAGAUCCUCAUCGACGUCGUCAUGGCGCCCACCCCCUACCUGCUGGGAGUGCAGAAGCGGCUAAUGGAACAGGUCACGGACCAGACCGACCUGCUUGUGGUGGACUUGUCAGAGGAUAAGAAGGACACUUUCCUAGUUCAAAGUGGGGAUGAGAAGUCUAUUCUGCCCCCUAAGCUUCAAGAUGAAAUACUGCAGGCACUAAGAAACAGGAAAGAAAAAGCCACCGUGGAAGAGCUGAACAGGGUGGUCUCGGAAGCCUUCCUGCCCUUCUUCGUGAAGACUGUUGGCCAUUUUGCUUCGUACGUGACGCGAAACAGCAGUGGCCAGCCGGGGGAGUUUCAGAGCAGAGCCUUCUACAAGGCCAUCGAGUCCAAGACCACACGGCACUUUGUCAAGAAGUUCCUCCAGACCCAGAUGUUUGACCUGUUUAUCCAGGAGGUGGAGCAGCAGCAGCCAGCAAGCACCCAGCAAGGAAUUUUCCACAAAAAGAUUCUUGAAUACCAGGAAAAGACGAAAAAAGAGAAGGCAAAGAAGAGACACUAAGUAUCUUGUGAAUACACUGUAAACGAGGCCAUGAUAUUACGUUUACAUUCUAGUCAUUUAGCAGACGCUCUUAUCCAGAGCGACUUAGUUAGUGCAUUCAUCUUAAGAUAGCUAGGUGGGAUAACCACGUAUCUCAAUCAUAGUAGCCACCAGCAAAGUCAAUGGUAGUAUGGGGGGAGCUUUGACUGGGCUAAGCGGGAGCUGCCCUCCUGUACAGAUGGGAGGGCCAAGAGACCAGAGGUAGUAGAACGGA
Messenger RNA from Coregonus clupeaformis (lake whitefish), 2196 nucleotides. Its product is annotated as DENN domain-containing protein 2D-like. Bases 366 to 1943 code for a protein of 525 amino acids. The transcript has 14 exons. Gene Ontology annotation, cellular component: cytosol; nucleoplasm. The record is from RefSeq and is a predicted model, not a curated record. NCBI's taxonomy places the organism in Eukaryota, Metazoa, Chordata, Actinopteri, Salmoniformes, Salmonidae.